UUUUUUUAACUCAAAUGGGUGAUGAAAAGGAUUCUUGGAAAGUGAAGACUUUAGAUGAAAUUCUUCAGGAAAAAAAACGAAGGAAGGAGCAAGAAGAGAAGGCAGAGAUAAAACAAAUGAAAAAUUCAGAUGACAGGGAUUCGAAGCGGGAUUCUCUUGAAGAGGGGGAGUUGAGAGACCAUCGCAUGGAAAUAACGAUCAGAAAUUCACCUUACAGGAGAGAAGACUCUAUGGAGGACAGAGGAGAAGAAGAUGACUCCUUGGCUAUAAAACCACCGCAGCAAAUGUCACGGAAAGAAAAAACCCAUCAUAGAAAAGAUGAGAAGAGGAAAGAGAAGCGUAGACAUCGUAGUCAUUCCGCAGAAGGGAAACAUGCCAGAGUGAAAGAGAAAGAACGGGAACAUGAGCGUAGGAAGAGACAUAGAGAAGAGCAGGAUAAAGCCCGUCGUGAAUGGGAAAGACAGAAACGGAGAGAAAUGGCAAGGGAGCAUUCCAGGAGGGAGAGAGAUCGUCUGGAGCAACUUGAGCGAGAACGAGAGAGAAAAAUCAGAGAGCAGCAAAAAGAACAAAGGGAGCAAAAGGAACGAGAAAGGCGGGCGGAGGAAAGACGUAAGGAACGGGAAGCCAGACGAGAAGUUUCUGCACACCAUAGAACAGUGAGGGAAGAAUAUGGAGACAAAGUAAAAAUGAGACCCUGGAGUCGCAGCCCAUUACGACAGCAGAGAGACAAGGUUGAGCAAGGAGAUAGCAGGAAACCAGUAAAAGAAGAGAAACCAGAAGAGAGAGAUCCUCUUUCAGACUUGCAAGACAUCAGUGACAGUGAGAGAAAAACCAGCUCGGCAGAGUCUUCAUCAGCAGAAUCUGGAUCAGGCUCGGAAGAAGAGGAGGAAGAGUCUAGCAGUGAAGGUUCUGAGGAAGAGGGAGAGGAAGAGGAGGAGGAGGAGGAGGAGACGGGAAGCAAUUCUGAGGAGGUGUCUGAGCAGUCAGCUGAAGAGGUGAGCGAAGAAGAGAUGAGCGAAGAGGAGGAACGGGAGAAUGGAAACCACGUCCCAGUUGUUACAGAGUCGAGGUUUGACCGAGAUUCAGCAGGGAGCGAAGUGGAAGAGGAGGAAGUAGGGGAGGGCACUCCUCAUUCCAAUGCAAUGACGGAAGGAGACUAUAUUCCUGACUCACCGGCUUCCUCCCCCAUCGAACUGAAGCAAGAGCUUCCAAAGUAUCUUCCUGCGCUUCAGGGAUGUCGGAGCGUGGAGGAGUUUCAGUGUUUGAACAGGAUUGAAGAAGGAACGUACGGUGUAGUGUACAGAGCGAAAGACAAGAAGACUGAUGAAAUUGUGGCUCUGAAGCGACUGAAAAUGGAAAAGGAAAAGGAAGGCUUUCCCAUUACUUCUCUUAGAGAAAUAAAUACUAUUCUGAAAGCACAGCACCUAAACAUUGUCACUGUCAGAGAAAUUGUUGUAGGUAGCAAUAUGGAUAAAAUCUACAUUGUAAUGAACUACGUAGAACACGAUCUGAAGAGUCUGAUGGAAACCAUGAAGCAGCCGUUUCUGCCAGGUGAAGUGAAAACCUUGAUGAUUCAGCUACUGCGUGGAGUCAAGCAUCUUCACGACAACUGGAUACUUCACCGAGACCUGAAAACUUCCAACCUGUUGCUCAGCCAUUCUGGCAUUUUAAAAGUUGGAGAUUUUGGACUCGCCCGAGAAUACGGAUCUCCACUGAAGCCUUACACGCCAGUGGUUGUGACGCUGUGGUACAGGGCUCCAGAGCUGCUGCUUGGAGCCAAGGAAUAUUCAACGGCGAUAGACAUGUGGUCGGUAGGGUGUAUAUUCGGGGAGCUGUUGACGCAGAAACCGCUGUUUCCAGGGAAGUCAGAAAUUGACCAGAUUAACAAAGUUUUUAAGGAUCUGGGUACUCCAAGUGAAAAAAUCUGGCCUGGUUACAAUGAGCUGCCAGCAGUGAAGAAGAUGACGUUCACAGAAUACCCCUACAACAACCUGCGCAAGAGAUUUGGAGCGCUCCUCUCCGAUCAGGGCUUUGAUCUGAUGAACAACUUUUUGACGUACUACCCAGCCAGGAGAAUUACUGCCGAAGACGGUUUGAAGCACGAGUAUUUCCGAGAGACUCCCCUUCCCAUUGACCCCUCCAUGUUCCCCACCUGGCCAGCCAGAAGUGAGCAGCAGAGGGUGAAACGUGGCACCAGCCCGCGCCCGCCCGAGGGGGGCCUGGGCUACAGUCAGCUGGGCGACGAUGAUCUGAAAGACACGGGUUUUCAUCUGACCACCACCAACCAAGGAGCAUCUGCUGCAGGACCCGGUUUCAGCCUCAAGUUUUAAACUCAGCAUCGAAGGGGAACAAAACCCACACAAAAAAGAGAACUGCUCAUGUGAGUGGAGCAUCGACUGCCCCAGUUCUGUUCUUCACCUCGGGGAGACUGGAUGUUUGUCAGAGGGAGAAAGUCAAAUGUCACGGCAGAUUCAAAGGCUCUUGCUGGGUGGGGUGUAACUGCUGCAGUCCUCGAGAGGCCUGGAAUUACCCCGACAAGCCAAGGAGCAUUACAAAAUCUGAUAAAGGAAAACUUGAAGUACAAACCUGG
Molecule: messenger RNA, 2590 nt
Organism: Opisthocomus hoazin
Lineage: Eukaryota; Metazoa; Chordata; Aves; Opisthocomiformes; Opisthocomidae
Source: RefSeq, a predicted model, not a curated record